This is a messenger RNA of Photinus pyralis (common eastern firefly), 1448 nucleotides long. RefSeq names its product kynurenine/alpha-aminoadipate aminotransferase, mitochondrial-like. The record is from RefSeq and is a predicted model, not a curated record. The transcript is spliced from 5 exons. The coding region runs from base 104 to 1393 and encodes 429 amino acids. Gene Ontology annotation, molecular function: L-kynurenine:2-oxoglutarate transaminase activity; pyridoxal phosphate binding. Gene Ontology annotation, biological process: biosynthetic process. NCBI's taxonomy places the organism in Eukaryota, Metazoa, Arthropoda, Insecta, Coleoptera, Lampyridae.
CACAGUAUCACCUAAUCGCAGUCAGUCACUUUGCAAUAACAGACGUGGUAAACACGAGUACAAUCAAAUUAGUCAGGUGCAAGGAACGAGUUUUAUUGAUCCAAUGGAGAAUUUUGAGAUUGAUUUUACUUACUUUAUAAAUCCACCUUCAUUACGUAGACGACCAUUCCUUCCACCUUCCUUAGUGGACGCGUGCGAUACGACCUCGGAAAAAUCAAUAAAAUUAGCUGAAGGAUUCCCUAACGAUGCAAACUUUCCGUUUAAAGAAAUAAGUGUUUUAUUGAAGGACGGCACAAGUUAUCGUUUGGAAGGGGAACAACUGGCAACAUCUCUGCAUUACAUUCCCACAAAGGGUUACCCACCGUUAGUAUCAACUCUAAAGGACUUUACACAGCAAAUUCAUCAACCCCCGUACUGGUCUCAAAGAGACGUUUUGGUAACUGUGGGAUCACAAGAGGCGAUGAGUAAAGUUCUUGAGAUGUGUCUGGAAGAAGGUGAUCCAAUACUCGUACAGAAUCCACUUUAUUCCGGGAUAGCUGUUGUGUUGGCGCCAUUCCAAUUAACUCUUAUACCAAUAAACCAAGACGCAAACGGAAUGGUACCGGACCUUCUCCAACAAGCUCUAGUACAACGAAAGGAAGAAUGCCUACUGGAUAGACAAUUAAAAAUGCCAAAGAUCCUUUACAUUAAUCCAACGGGAGCAAAUCCAGUGGGGACAACACUACCAUUAGAUCGACGACAAGAAAUUUACCGCAUUUGUUGCGAAUACAACAUUUUGGUCCUAGAAGACGAUCCUUACUGCUUCAUGAACUACAAGGAUCCAACACCACCAUCGUUUUUGUCCUUCGAUACCGAAGGACGCGUCAUCCGAAUGGAUUCGUUUUCUAAGAUAUUAUGUCCAGGUCUCAGAAUUGGGUGGGUUACUGCCGCUAAGCCUCUCAUUGACGUGUUAGAGUUGUGCAUAGAAAACUGCUACUUAUGCUCGGUCAGCUUAACGCAGGUGAUAACUUACAACCUGCUGAACGGUUGGGGCCUUAAAGGAACGUUGAAAUAUUUUAGAUCAGUGCGAGAUGACAAUAGGAAAAGACGGGAUAUAAUGUUGCUUGCAAUGGAUCGUCAUCUGAAGGGAUUGUGCGAUUGGACUGUACCCGAUGGGGGGAUGUACGCCUGGAUCAAAGUACGCGAUAUACCUGAUGUACAGGAUAUGUUAUUAAUUAGAGGGAAGAAGAAGUGCGUGACUUUUGCGCCUGGUCAACUGUACAUGGUAGAUUCCCAGAAAGCAUGCAAUUAUAUUAGAGCUUCGUUUUGCCGAGAAGAUCCUAAGUUAAUUGAUAAGGGAAUGCAGUUGCUAGCAGAACUUAUAAUAGAAGAGAAGGCAUUUCACUUAAAAUGAUUAUACAUCAUAAAAAUCUUGUCACUAAUAAAAAUUUUUUUUUUUUACUUUGAAU